AUGCGGCUCUGCGUUGCUGGUGCCCGAGGUGCCUCUGCCCUCCGAGCCUUUCGGAGACCUGCGGUCCAAACUGCUUUCUGGACGGGGCGCCGCCAUGUGGCAGAUGCCGUUGAGCGCAUGGGCACCUGUGCCGAACUCGGCUGUGGUCCGAAUGCCUUGUCGGGUCACUCCAAGUCUGGCGACGUCCUCGGACUCACGAACGAGAAACAGGCUCUCACUGGCAACAUUGAGCCGCCCAUCACCGUGAAGGGCGACGAGUUCUCCACGCAUGGGUUUACGCCUAGUGCAGUUGCAGUUGCUUAA
This is a messenger RNA of Symbiodinium sp. CCMP2592, 303 nucleotides long. The record is from the annotation of a GenBank genome assembly. NCBI's taxonomy places the organism in Eukaryota, Dinophyceae, Suessiales, Symbiodiniaceae.